Aspergillus heteromorphus CBS 117.55 is the source of this 1127-nucleotide messenger RNA. Its product is annotated as mitochondrial 37S ribosomal protein mS41. The transcript has a single exon. The record is from RefSeq and is a predicted model, not a curated record. Gene Ontology annotation, cellular component: mitochondrion. Bases 181 to 915 code for a protein of 244 amino acids. NCBI's taxonomy places the organism in Eukaryota, Fungi, Ascomycota, Eurotiomycetes, Eurotiales, Aspergillaceae.
CUUCAGUCCACACCAAGUCCCAUUAUAACCAUCAACAGUGAAGAGGCCGACGGUGUUGUAUAAUUCCGCGCAUUUGAUUCUUCAUCAUCCCUCCCAGAGAAUUUGAUAGCAUUCAAGUGAUCACUGGCUCUAACACAGCAUCUGUUAUCUUGUGAAGUCACAGGAAUAGCCUAGCCCACCAUGGCGAUGCGAAGCUCGCACCGCUUGUCCCUGCAAGUUACAAAGCCCUUUACUAUCAGCAGUCAGCUUUUGCGAAACUUCCAUAAAGACACGCGUGGCGCUUCUGCGCCAUCCCCGACACCUUUUGUUCCCGAUGUCCAGACUUUUCUUUCUCUAAUUGGUCGUGGAAUGUCCAAGUAUGCGAGCAAACUGCCUUCAUGGGAAAGUCUUUUCAACCUGAGUUCCCCAGAACUUCGGGAACUGGGAAUUGAGCCCGCGCGCCAGCGGCGAUAUCUCCUGCGCAAAAGAGAGAAGUUCAGGAGUGGGUUAUAUGGACCUGGUGGGGAUCUGGAAACCGUGGUCGACGGCGUUGCGCAGCUCCGAGUUGUUGAGGUUCCGUUUGAGCUCAAGCAUUCAAAAUCGGAAAAGGAUGCACCACGCCCAUUGACUGCUUCGGCCACUUUGUCGCCGGGAAUGAGAAGAGUUGUCGUCAACGUCCUACCAGAUGCAACCGAUUUUACCUACGAUCCUUCGAAGCCACUCAAAAAGUUCGCACACAUGAAAAUCAACCACGGAUCAUUUAUUCAGGGUCCCUUCCUUCAGCCGAUUAAAGGCUCAAAUGGUCGUGCGGCCUUAAUCAAGGUCCAAGAGGGCAUGUGGGAAGACAAGCUAGGUCACAAAGUGGAUGGUGGUGAGAGGAGGCGCGCUGAAGUCCGGGCCAAGAAAAGGAGCGAGGAGAGAAAGAAAGAGAUUUGACGGAAGGGCAAAGCAAGAUGGAGUACAUGCCGACCUGCUUGUUUGCUCUUUUUGGAUCUUGAAGCGGAUAGCAUAUAUUCUCACAUGUACUAUAUUUGCGUCACAAACAAUUCUAGUUGGGUCAUAUUCGAGAUCGGGAAUAAACUUAAAAACAAUAUGACAACUGGAGAGCCCGAGACAGAUGAGGAUCAUGUCCUUGCUAGGUUGCAAAU